Acanthamoeba castellanii str. Neff is the source of this 1692-nucleotide messenger RNA. RefSeq lists its product as uncharacterized. The transcript has 4 exons. The record is from RefSeq and is a predicted model, not a curated record. The coding region runs from base 1 to 1692 and encodes 563 amino acids. NCBI's taxonomy places the organism in Eukaryota, Discosea, Longamoebia, Acanthamoebidae.
AUGGAUGAUGGGGACAGCCCGCCUUCAGGCGCCGCCGGGCUUUUCACACCUCCGAUUUCCAUCGUCCUCUCCUCCAGCCGUGGCGCGUGCUCUCGCUCCCACUGCAGGUGUGACGGCUUUCUGCCCAACUACUGGGACGGGCACUACUGCCGCAAUUGCCUCCACCUGGCCACCUUCCACGAUCCCAACUCGACCUCCGAACCCUCCGGCGGUGCUCCCCAGCCGAGCACGUGGCACAGCUUCCCCAAGUCGUGGGACAAGUCCCGCUUCCUGGCCUCGCUCGGCGUCGCUCCGCUGAGCGACGCCAAGGGCACUGCGAUCCCGCGCGGCAGGUCGGACAACCAGCCGCCCCGACGCGCGGGCGGCCGCGGGGCCAACCCUGGCGCGGCGGCGACGGCCGCAGCGGCCGAUGGCGAUGACGUCAGCGACAGCGACAGCGACGGCCAGCCGGUCGGCCGCGCCUACGGCCGCGGUCCGCUGUGGAAGAGCGACGGCUCGCGCCCGAUCGGAGUUGAGCGAAGGCACCCCGCCGGCGACGACGACGAGGCCUCGCUCAACCAAACGGUGUUUAUAACUCCGAUUGCCGCGCAAUCGUCGGCGGCGGCGAUCGAAGCGGCGGCUGCGGCGGCCAAGGCGGCCGAGGCUCAGGCCGAGGUCGAGGCAAAGGAGAUGACGGCGCUGAUGGAGAUCGUGACGGCGCUCUGCGUGCAGCAGAAGGAGAACGAGGCGAGCCUCGAGGAGGUGACGGUGGUGAUGGGCGAGCUCGAGCGCAAAUGGCGCGCGGAGCAGCGCGAGAACGAGAAGGAACGGCGGCAGGCCCGGCGGCACUACGAGGACAACAUGAAGAAGCGCGACGCCGAGAUCAUGCGGAUGCGCGAGGAGCUCAAGCGCGAGCGAUGCCUCCGCGAGAUGGCCGAGGAUCGCGUCAAGCGGGCCGACGACGCUGCCAAAGCCGGCGAGCGGAGGCAACUUCUACCGCCGCCCGCCGGCGCCUCCCAAUCGUCGAGCAGCGGCCUGGAUCGCCGGGGCGCUGUCAAGAAAGAAGGUGGUGAAGGGGGUGACGAUGGGGAGGACGACGACGGCGACGACGACAGGGCGGACGAUUGGACCACGGCCAAGACCUUCGAGAAGCGACCCGCCAACUUCUUCCUGCCGGCGCCGGUUGCGGUGCUCAGUGGAGGCAGCGGCGGCGGCGGUCGUGACUCGCCGACGCGCCACCCCGACAGCCCCGGGCGAGUCGACGAGCUCGACAGCGACACCGCCGCCAAGAACGAAGACGGCGGUGCGGUACCGGCAGCAAAGAACGAAAGCGAAGCGCGACGAAACGACGAGGGGGCUUCCGCCGAAGGGAAGACAGCGGCGGCCAGCAAGCGAGACGAGGUGCUGGAGCAGAUGGCGGCGAUCUAUUGGAAGGAGCGGCGAGAGCACCGAGUGACCAAGGAGGCCCUCGAGCGCGACAUUCGCGAGCAGCGGGCGCGCAUCGAGAAGCUCGAGCAGGAGAACGAGAAGCUGAUCGACAAGAUCCAGGAGAUCGAGCUGCGCGAGCUGGCCGUGCUCGAGAAGGAGAAGCGGAUGAGCCUCACCCCCGAAGAGGGCGAGCGACGCAAGCUGGAGUACCUCUUCGAGAAGCUCCUCAACGUCGGCAACAUGGUCAGCGAAAUAACCCACGAAAUCCAGCUCAUCAAGAAAUAG